CUGGUGGGGAAGCCGAGGGUUGUCUGGUGGGGUACCAUUCCAGAAAGCCGCCGUAACCAAAGAAUGUUCAGUCGGUUUUUGGUCCCCGCUCUCAGUACAAAGGUUCCAAAAGACCAAGUACCAACAAGCAACUUACACGCCGGGACUCAACAGGCUAGAGACACGACCGACGAAGAAAAAGUUCCGUUGCUAUUAACGUGCCGGUUUGUCCUCUCCGACUCGCUGAAUUUUCUCUUUUGAACCAGCAAUGAUCCCCGUUCUGAAAAAGUUGACCGGGCUGUACAGCUGGUACGUGCUGGUCAUCCUUACUCUGGGAUACCUCACUGCGGAAUUGGGCCAUUUCCUCAUAGGGGUGACAAGCAAGGCGACAGCAACUGAUCUGCGAUAUGGCGAUAUCGUCUGCCAGCACAAUUUCACCGAGGAGCAGUACAAUUUCACGCUGGCCGAUAAUUGCAACGCCGCCCUGAACGAGUCCUCUUGUUUAGCUCUGGAAUUGGAAGAUGGGCAGAAGUACUGCGAGUGGGGUAGGAAUGGACUCGGUAUUGAGUAUCAGAUUGUUGCUGGGCCAAGUUUCAUUGCCGUGUACACCAUUGCUGGUGUAUUUUUAGGCAUUGCUGCAGACAAAUACAGAAGAAUACCAAUGAUAGCUAUCAGUGUUUUAGUCUGUGGGAUAUCAGUAUUAUUAAUAGGUGCUUCUCAAGAGUAUUGGCAGUUGAUCAUUCUAAGAAUGAUAUUCGCUGCAGGGGAAGCUGCAUUGAAUCCUAUGUCAACUGGUGUAUUAUCUGAUAUUUUCCCUGAGAAUUUGAGAGGGCUCGUAAUGUCCAUAUUCAACUGGGGUAUCUAUGGAGGAAUUGGUCUGACUUAUCCGAUAGGAAGAUACAUUACAAACCUUAAUGCUUGGGAUCUAGGUUGGAGGGUUUCCUACUACGGAAGUGGUAUCUUUGCUAUCAUUAUUGGUUUUCUUAGCUCCACUACUUUGAAAGAACCAGCGAGAACUGCCAUUGGAGAAGAACAAGAAGAAAACAAGACUGAAACGAAACAAGGGGAAAAGGUUAAAAAAGAAAAUCCAUGGAAAGUUAUGCUUCAACCGAGAUUCAUCAUGCUCUGCAUAGCUGCCUCGAUCAGACAUACUGGUGGUUUAUGUUUUGCAUACAACAGUGACCAGUUUUAUCGAUUUGUCUUUCCACACAUCAAUCUUGGAAAUUGGCUGUUUUUUGUCACAUUUGUGAUUGGUGGUAUUGGUGUGCUGGUUGGAGGCUAUGUAUCUGACAAAAUUGUAGCAAACAUGGGAAUAAAAUCUCGGGUAGCUGUACUUGCUAUAAGUCAGCUGAUAUCAACACCUUUUGCAUUUGGUAGUAUUUACAUGGGUCCAACUGGUGCAAUGAUUACACUGGCAAUCUCAUACCUUUUUGCUGAAAUGUGGUUCGGUAUUCUUUUUGCUGUACUUGUUGAAAUCGUACCAUUAGCUGUUAGAUCGACAACAGUUGGUGUAUUUUUGUUUGUGAUGAACAACAUCGGAGGAAAUUUGCCAAUCCUCAUGGAACCCAUUCGUAAGCUUACUUCAUUCCAGGAUGCUUUAGCCAUAUUUUAUGCUGGCGCAUAUCUUAUAAGCUCAGUGCUGUUUGCUAUUACUGCAAUGAUGAUGGAUCCUAAGAAGGACAAAAAUGCACCAGAUUCACAAAAUAUGGCAGGUGUAGACAACAAAGCUUUCGCAAACACUGAAUUAGGCAAUCAACCUCAGGUUAACAAAAUUACAGAAAGUAAUUAUUUGUAAUAUGAAAUUUUUGCUUAGCUCAAUGAAAAGUAUUAUUUGUUAUGCAUUGAUAACAAAUAACAAAGGCUGUGUCAAGAAUAUGAUUUUUUAAAGCGUUUUUAACUAUUACUAUUUUAGUCAUAUAAAUAAAAAUGAUCGUCGAAAAAGAUCAUUAUUAAUUAUAAUUUAUAAUACACCUUAAUAAAAGUGCUAAUAGCUCGAAGGCCAUUUCUCCUAUUUCACGACCAUGAGUCAAAGGAUGUAGAGAACUGUUACAUUUAUUAGAAAUAAAUGGAAGCGCAAUUUGCCUUGUAGCCAUUGCGCUAUUUAUGUAAAAUUGGUAUAGCCAAAAAAAAUUAAUGCUUUUUUUCUUACAUAAAAAGUUUAAAAAGCAUUGUACAU
Cimex lectularius (bed bug) is the source of this 2155-nucleotide messenger RNA. RefSeq names its product putative metabolite transport protein HI_1104. The transcript has 11 exons. Gene Ontology annotation, biological process: transmembrane transport. The record is from RefSeq and is a predicted model, not a curated record. Bases 248 to 1774 code for a protein of 508 amino acids. Lineage: Eukaryota; Metazoa; Arthropoda; Insecta; Hemiptera; Cimicidae. Gene Ontology annotation, molecular function: transmembrane transporter activity. Gene Ontology annotation, cellular component: membrane.